This is a messenger RNA of Serpula lacrymans var. lacrymans S7.9, 3150 nucleotides long. RefSeq lists its product as uncharacterized. Gene Ontology annotation, biological process: response to oxidative stress. The record is from RefSeq and is a predicted model, not a curated record. The coding region runs from base 1 to 3150 and encodes 1049 amino acids. Gene Ontology annotation, molecular function: heme binding; peroxidase activity. The transcript is spliced from 17 exons. NCBI's taxonomy places the organism in Eukaryota, Fungi, Basidiomycota, Agaricomycetes, Boletales, Serpulaceae.
AUGACUGGAUAUAUUCCACUUGCAAAAAACGCCAUCCAUCUCUUCCAAAAGGGCUUAGGUCACGGUCCCUUCUCAUCGGACCUGCUCACAAAGACUCUGGAAGACUUAGAUAAGGUGCUUGAGAACUCUUCGACACUUACCGUGCGGGAUCUCCCCGCGUUUACCGAUGCUGCGAAUGCUCUCGGUAAGGGAGUAGAUGAUAGGAAGUUUCUGCUUGAGAAAUUGGUUGUACUAAUGUCUCGUCUUCCGGAUGACUCGGAAUUAGGGAGAAGACUUCAGAACACUGUCAUUGAUAUAUGUGAGCGGUUUACUUUGCAAGCAUGCACUAUCUACAUAUACGCACCCAUAUUUCAACUUUUUGGAGGCAUAUAUCCGCUGUACCCCUUAAAACACGCUUCCUCAAAGCAGACCAACUACGCAUUCCGUAGUGCAGAUGGAUCGAACAAUAAUGUUCUCUUCCCUUCGUUCGGACAGGCAGGCCAGCCUUACGCACGUUCCGUGUCUUCGAUGAAUACGGUUCUCCCAUCGUUUUUCCCUGAUCCAGAUAUAGUAUUUGACGCUCUUCUUUGCCGGCGUCCUCCCUCUCCCCAACAAGCAUCAUCCUCGUAUUUCCAGUCUCAUCCAGGCGGGCUUUCAUCUCUCUUCUUCGCAUUUGCCAAUUUUAUCAUUCACUCCAUAUUUCACACCAAUCUGGACAACCCUCGCAUCAACGAUGCGAGUUCGUAUCUGGAUCUGAGUGUGUUAUACGGCAGCUCGGAGGAGGACUAUAUAGCCGAACGUAUUCUCGCGAUUAAUGAGAAUGGGACUUAUUAUUCGCCAUCUUCUCCCCCCAUCAUUUCUGCCACUUCAGCUCAGUCCAUUAGUAGUUCUAUGCCAUUUGACGCAACUUCCCCUCACAGUAACGACACUAACCGCUCCCGCCUCCUCUCCCAAUGCGAUGAAAUUUUCCAUCGCGCUCGCCUCGUCAACACAGCUUACUUCAUGCAGAUUGUGUUAAGAGAUUACGUGGGCGGGAUUUUAGGCCUUGUCAGAGAUGGGCUGGAGUGGAGAUUAAACCCGCUUGGAUGGAGCUCCCAGGAAAGUAGUGGGCCCUCUGGAGGUCAACGCGAAGGCCAGACACCACGAGGCGAAGGGAGUUCUGUUUCGAUGGAAUUCAACCUGAUGUAUCGAUGGCAUGCCGCGAUAUCGGAGGAAGAAGAGAAGUGGCUAGAAGGCGUUAUGAGGGAAAUGCCCGUAGCGGACUUUAGAACUACCGCAACAAAGUAUGUGAACGAUAGGACAAGAGGUAGUGUCAAAACCUGGACGUUUGGAAGUCCUACUUCGACCCUACGCUUUUAUUCUUUCGCCUACUGUUUUGAUGCCACUAUCUCUUCUCCCGCCCUUGCCAUUGCCAAAAGUUUGGACCGUCUUCCUUCCGGUGCUUUCUCUUCUGCAGAGCUCUCGGAUAUCCUACAUCGUGCCACUGCUUCCCCGGCUUCCUCUUUUGGCGCACGUAAAGUCCCGAAGGCCAUGAAACCGAUAGAAAUUGCUGGAAUAAGGUGGGCGAGGAGUGUUGGAGGGUGCACGGUCGGCCUUUACGCAGAAGAAUGCAAACCCCCGAUACCUGGAGCAGGUUUAUGCCCAGGAUACACACUCUCGCGCGCUAUACUUGCCGACGCUGUUUGUUUAACGCGAGGAGACAGGUUUUUGACGGUGGACUGCACACCUCAUAACCUAACCUCCUGGGGUUUCCAAGAUAUUCAACCCAAUAUAGAAGAUGGUUCGAUGGGAGGUAUGCUCACGAAGCUCUUGUUCAGGACACUUCCUGGAGAGUACGUAGCAGGCAGCGGAUACGCGCACUUUCCUUUUUUGGUACCAUCGUUUGUAAAGGAGUCAUGUUUUGGCAAGGAUACUAAGGUUGGAGAGGAUAAGCUUGGUGGUAGAGGGCAGCCUAAGUUGAACAUCUGGAGGAACCUUAAUAUAAGUGCACCUGGCACAUGCGAGGUGGAUGUGAGGAAGAGAGGAUGGGUGAACCAGGAGAUGUACAAGUGGGAGGCGCUGGAUGUAGGCAUCAAAAAUGGAGUAGGAUUUAAGAACGGUGGGGUCGAGCUUCAUAUGUGUAAAGACUUCUUUUUACAGUAUGAGGCUCGUAUGAGGCUUCUCACAAAGGGUGGGAUGAACGGAUUGGACUCAUAUCACAAUGUGAUCGAUGUGGCUCUCGUGAACCAAGUGGAAUUGUCCUCGUUUACACACCUUCUUAUCUCCGAGAAAUCUAUUCAGUGUAAUCGCCACAAUGCCGGUUUGCCAGCAGAUGUUAACGAUAUGUUUGUCGACGUGGUGAAGGACGUGAUCAACCUUGUCCCAGUUUAUUGGGUGGUUAAUAACAUGCUUAUGUUGCCACUGAAGGCCAGUGCGAGCUUACGUGGAAUGUAUACAUUGCAAGACUGGUAUGGAAUGUUCUCUGAUGUGUCCAAGUAUCUGUACUUCAAUAAUGGCCAAGUCAACGACUGGACAUACCGGGAGAAAGGUACACGAGCUACUUCAGAGAUUAUACGGCAUCUUAAAGCCAGUUUGGCGGAAAUAUGCAAAAGCACUCUCUCCCUCGCCGAGUUGACCCAGUCAGUUCUUGCCUGGCUAGGAGGCAGCAAGGAGAGGGGAGAGUUUCUAAAAGAGGUUUUAUCCGCUAUCCCCGCUGACCGUCAGCGCGAUGCGUACGAUAUCCAAAUUGAACACGCUGCGUAUAGUCUAUUUUCGGAAUUGAUUCCUACCGCUGUUUUGUUCGCAAGUGCUAUGGCUACGGUUGUGGACUAUUAUCUAGAUGACAGGUCGCGCGAUGCAUGCCAGGAGCUGCAAAGACUGGCUGCAGCGAAGAGUCCAGAGGCUAAUGUACAAAUACUACCCUAUGUCUACAAGGCACUUGAGAACCGGCGUCAUGAUUGGCAGAAGCAUCUCCCCGGAAAUGUGAAUGGCAAUAGUGCCACGCCCGCACACGUUAAUGGCGGCGGUCAUUUGAAUGAUUUUUCUAGUGCUCAUGCAAAUGAUGCUCGAAUCAUAAACGGAAAUGGCCAGAAUGCUCAUGUGAAUGGCAUUCACGAAGAAAACAAAAACUCAGCUUGUGAUUAUGCACGACUGAGGCAGAAACAUUCUGGCGUCGGAAGUGACAAGGGGUAA